UUUUGAUGCUUCCUUGUUUACGGCCCUAAGCAACUGCCCCAAACAACGCCGUGUUUCUCUUUUUCUGGCACCCCUUAGAGAAACGACAACCCUUUUUUACUUUUAUACCGCUUUUUACAAGUUUUUACACUUUUACUCAGAAAAAAAAUGGAGAUUUACGUUUUGAUAGGGUUGUUCAUGGUCUUUCUCAUCGGUGUAGGGUUUUUGAAGUACCGGAAUGGUUAUCCUGUCAAUUGCUGGUUCUGCAAUUAUAACUCUAAAGUACCAUUUAGUGACCGUAACAGUUUUAUUUGCAAAUCCUGCAAGCAGUAUAAUGGCUUCAACAGGGAUGGCAGCUACAAUCGAGUCAUUGAAGCACAGCAUGAUGAAUCACUUAAUCGCCGUUUCUUACAAUUUACAUCCUCCAGCAGUCAGUUCCAGAGACCAUUUUUGCAAAGGAGCCCGUCUAAUGGACUGUGUGAUAGAUGCAACCAUAUACAAGAACUGAGAGUUCAGCAGCUAGCUAACUUUGUUCCCAUUCGGGAUUUUGACAGGGAGAUUGAACAUUUUCAAAAUGAAAUUGAAAAGGCAUUUCGGUUGUGUGACGGGUGUAACUUAAUUGCCGCCUCCCUCAAAUAUGGAGACAUCUUUGAGGGAGGACGAAGAACACUGCCGGAGGAAAGGUAUCAUCAAGAAGUUGAAGAACCUCAGCAACUUAAUAUGAAGCGGAGACGGUCGCCCAGAAGACCAAGUAAGCCGUUGGAAUUCAAUUAUAAUAGACUUAGUAAAACGAGCGCCGUUUUAUUGGUUUUAUCUAUUGUUAAUUUAUCGGUAUUUCUGAAUUUACAUAUGCUUAUAUUUAAGACUAUCUUUCGAGAAUCUUCACUGCCACAAAGUGUGAUAUUUUCUAACUUAGACUCGACUUAUAAAUAUAUUAAUCAGGAAUUUAUAGGUAAGUAUAUGCCUAAAAACUAUGCAUUUACAGUUUUAUAUUUAUACAUAUUAGGAUUGUUUGUUGAACUUUUAGAUAAUUUUAAUACGAAAAGGGAACAUUACCUCACUAACUUAAAUAAGGCUUUUGCAUGGAUAUUUUUAUCUCUUGCUACUCUAUAUAUUCCUGAACACAGUGAUGUAGUAUUGUACUGGACUGAACUAUUUUGCUUAUUAUUUUUAAUUUAUGUUUAUGGCUUAAGAUUUGUUGUUUCAAAAAGGUCUAAAAAGUAUAAAUUAAAAAGAAUCCCAACUUCUGGCAGAAAAAAUGUAUCUUUGCAGCAAGAGCAGAAGUCUUUAAAUCUAUCUGGGUCCAGUUAUAAUACUGCCUCAAUUAACACAAGGAAUUUAAGCUACUCAGGAAACUCCUCAUUUAAUGACUCAUUUAACAAAUCUGUUAAACAGGAUAUUGAUUUGAGUAAACAUUUGAAUAAUGUUAAUAUUGGUACAAUUAAUACUAAUUCCCAACGACUUUCGCCAAAUCCCUUUUACAAUAUUCAUAGCCGACCACAUUCACCAAUAUAUAGUUUCUGUUUGCCCUCACAUAACAUUCAACCAACACUAAGUGAAGUGCGAAAUAGGAAUUUAUUCAAUCAAAGUGCCCCAUUCCAAAAUGAUUUAAGAUAUCAAAAUGGCCCAAGAACUUCACCACUAAAUCAUUCAUACCAGUUUUAUAGUUUCUCAAAUCAACCGUUUAAUAAUAGUAGAUUUGCUUCCUGUGGCGAUAUUUCUAGUGUGAUAAACGUUCAGUCAUAUCAAAGGCCAGAAAACUCAAUUGGAACAUGUGCAAGCUUUGUCCAGCCAAUGUCUUUCAAUUUUAGUAACACUCAAAAUAAAGUUAAUUACGACACAAGGGCUCCUUCAGUAUCGCAAUUGUGGUCUCCUAGGCCAACUAGCCCAAAUGAAUUUUAUAAUGCUCUGGACCGAACUGCCUUAAACAAUUCAGUGUAUAAUACUUCUUUUCACCGUGAAAACCCAACUCUUUUCACUGGAUCUUCUUUAAAUCUAAGCUUUGGUGCUCCACACAGUUCACAAAGUGUUUUCCUAAAUCCUAAUAUUCAGAACAAUGCAUCACUAAAUAAUAAACUUCAACAUCAAGAUGAUGAUGAUGAUGAUGCUUCUUCCAGAGAGUCUUCUUCAAGUGAAAGCUCAGGAUUUAUUUCAAAUAAUGAUUUUGUUAAGUGUAUGUCACAGUCUUUGCCUAGUUCUCGGGAAUCGUCUCCAGUACGAUAAUAUAUUUUUCAAAUGUUGUUGCAUUUCAUUUUUAACUGUAAAAUAAGUUACUUACUGUAAUGGUUUUCAUUUUUCAAAUAGGUUCGUCUUGCUUAUUUUCUCCUAGAUAUUGAUAAUCUUGGUUGAUAAGUUCAAAUCUCUUUGGGGUGGGUUUGAAAGGCCAAGAAAGUACUACAGGGUCCCACAUAGCAUAAUUUCAUAAACCGGAAGAAAUAUAGUUUCGGUUAAAUGGGGAAGAAGUUGUGCUGUCCCAUCAGAUGCGAUAUUAAGAUUUACGAUAUCUACAGAGAUUUUCAAAAUAUAGGGCUAAAAAUAAAAUUUGUUUUUUAGAAAACCUGCAAGCCGGCCCUGGCAGCGAGGUGGGUACCUGCCUAGCAGUCGUGUGGCCCUGGGUUCGAAUCCCAGACUUGGCAUGGUCGUUUAUGAUGUCCGAUUUAGUUUAAAUACUAAAAAAUUAUAUAGAGGUUUUUCGUGACUAAAUGUGUUUAGCACAAGCACGAGAUGGCUGACAUCUU
This is a messenger RNA of Anthonomus grandis grandis, 2717 nucleotides long. Its product is annotated as transmembrane protein 201. Gene Ontology annotation, biological process: nuclear migration along microtubule. Gene Ontology annotation, cellular component: nuclear membrane. The transcript is spliced from 4 exons. Gene Ontology annotation, molecular function: actin filament binding; lamin binding. The record is from RefSeq and is a predicted model, not a curated record. The coding region runs from base 148 to 2202 and encodes 684 amino acids. NCBI's taxonomy places the organism in Eukaryota, Metazoa, Arthropoda, Insecta, Coleoptera, Curculionidae.